This is a messenger RNA of Paramecium tetraurelia, 480 nucleotides long. RefSeq lists its product as uncharacterized. NCBI's taxonomy places the organism in Eukaryota, Ciliophora, Oligohymenophorea, Peniculida, Parameciidae. The record is from RefSeq and is a predicted model, not a curated record. The transcript has a single exon.
AUGCAUUCUUAGAUUUUUUUACCUAUUUCCAAGUAAGAUACCAAGCAAUUUCAAUAUUGGACCAAGUUUAAGGAAAUUAUUGAUCCAAUCAAUUAAACCAUUGAAGUCUCUAAAAUUCCUAUAUUUUUCCAAUCCAUUCAAAAUCCAAAAAGUAACUAAGAAAAUUAAACAUCUACUACCAUUUAAAAGUUACAAUUAAAAAACAAUCUAAGUGCAUAAGAUAGAAUAUGUUGUAUUAAUGAUAAUUAAAUUAAACCUUGUGAAUUUGAAAUGAAAUUGAAAGAAAUCUCAGAAAAAAUUAAUAAAACAUUUCAUUAAAAUAAUACUCAUCUUGAAAUACUGUUGAAGAUGGAUGAUACAACUUAAGAUGCAAAAGUAAAAUUAGAAAUCGGUAACUAAAGAACUACAUCCACAACUAGAAGAAUAGAUUUCAAAAGAAGAAAUACAGAUUAUUAUUCAUUAAAACCAAUAAAUAUAUGA